CUCCCUCCGCGGCUAAAGCGGGCAGUAGGUGAGGGGAAGGCGGCCAGACGGGAGCAUGCCCGUUGCUCCGCGCCACCGCCGCCGCCAGCCUCUGUCACCGCCACCGCCGCCGCCUCCUCGCCGAGCCUCCCUGCCCGGCCUCCAGCGCGGCUCCCGGCUCCCGGCGCCGCGCUGGGCUCUGCGUUAAGCGGCGGAGGCUGCGAUGCGCAAACCACCGCAGCCUCCCCUCGCCGCGCAGCCUCCCGCCGCCUGACGACGCGGCCCCGGGCCUCCCUGCGCCCCCCGCGGAGGGAGGUAAUCUGGCUUCUCAGAAACCUCCUGCUAAAUGCAAGGGUUUACUGACUGUUACACGUGAGGCUGAUUUUGGUACAGAUUCUGGAUAUCAUAGGAGAAAUGUUGUCCUACUGAUGAAGUAGUUAUACUAGAGCAACUCAUACGGUGCUUUCACCAUAUGCAGCACCUCCUAUGAAAGUGCAGGUGGAGAGGAAUUUGAAAUGAAAGGAAGAAGUAGCGAGCUGUUACCGCGAUGCAGUUAUUUUAACAGUGGGUCUCAGCACGACAGCCUGAUUGCUUUUCUGAGUAUUUCUUACAAGGAGCGUGGGUCAGACGAGGUGGGUUAAAGCAAAGAUUGCGGUUUGUUCCAUUCCAGGAGAGAGCAAGCUGAAAGAAGUAGAAGUUGUUCAUGGAAGUCCAGGGUCAUACUUGUAUGAAUUUGUGAUAAGCUUUGGGAUGAAGCAAAGAAACCAAGGAAUAACCUCACUUGUAUUUGCACAUCCCUCCAGUGGUUUUCUGUCUUUGUUGCAAUAAAUCUCCACUUCAGUGAAUUUGAAGAUAUAAACCUGACUGCAAAAAUUCAUAUCUGGUACAGUAGCUGGUUACUAACCCACUCAAAGGUUUCCACAUGGCAAAAAGAUUUCUUCACUGUGAGCAGCCAUUUCCUACACAGGCAAAGCGGUGGGGCUAAAAUUGUCAUCAACUGUCAUUGUAUCCUGAAAUGCAUCUGGAAAAAUACUCAUUUGAGGGGAACAGAAGGGAAGUGAAAUCUUCUGGAUUCUGAAAAUCCAGACAUGCACCAGAAUCACUGGACUGAAAGAAUGCAGAUACUGGAUGCCAUCAUGACUUGUGUUACAGAGCCUUUCAGAAGCUGUGACUCCACUGUGUUCAGGCAGGUUUUUGCUAAAUCUAAUCCUUCUAGCAGUCUGAGACCAGCGUUAUAUUUAUCACUCUGAAACUACCAACUGUAAGAUGAUGUGGCAGUUCCUGAGUUUUUUUUCCCACUUUUUUUCCUUGUCAUGGAUUGAUAAAUGCAACGAUCAGUCUAAGGUAGGAGCAGGGAAGGCUUUGGCCAGAAGCAUACAGUCCCCCACGUGACCCUAUUUUGCUGAAAUCCUAAAAUCAUUUUUAAGGCUGAUGAAAAGAAUGGAAAAGAGGAGUUGAGCAGAGAAUAAAAAAUAAUGCUUCUUCAUAAUUACAGUAGGACCAAGGAGGCGCGUGGAGAAUGCAGAUGAAAAAGUGAAUUUGCUGUGUCAUCCUUGAGUCUCGCAAGCCAAGAAGUGGUUCGCUGGCGUUUAUUCAGGAGGAAUCCGGAGUUUGUGCAGCAUAUCCUGGGAAUUGCUGAUAACUGGGUAUGGAGCGCUCCCAGGCUUUUUGUCAACCACCUGCAGCAGAGGAGAUGGAAGUUCUUGCUACCUGGUGACUUCCCUGUGCCACAGUAUGGGCAAUGAGCUCUUGGCAAGCUCUCGAGUUCCCUUGGAGAAGCAGCCGCCCUCCACCGAGAUGUCACGGCACCACAGCCGGUUUGAAAGAGAUUAUCGGGCCGGGUGGGAUCGCCGGGACUGGAGCUCCAACGGCAACCACGUCGGCAGCACCAACUGCAGCAGCGCCGCCAGUACCACCAGCACCAACCGCCCCGGGCUGCUGCCCCUGCCCAUUGUCCCCUCCCGGCUCCCCACCCCGGCCACCGCCGCCUGCACCACCGGCAACAGCGAUGUGAUCACGAGCCUGGUGGCCAACUCAUCUCCGGCUUCGACAACCAAAUGUCGUGCGCUGAUGUCCCUGGUGUCCUGGAGCAGCAAGUGUCGCAGCCGGGACCUCGGUUCGAUACCUCAGCUCCGUUCCCUGAUGUUCUCGCUGAGAAACGAAGGCAGCUGGGCACCUUGCAUUUCCAAGACUGAAAAUCAGCCUCAAGGACUUGCAACUAGCGUUAGGUGGGGACAGACACCCAUCAAUCAGUCUACACCCUGGGACACUGAUGAGCCACCCUCUAAACAGAUGAGGGAGAAUGAAAACCCAGGUGCAGCGCCCUGGGUCACCACGGUGGCGGCCGGCAGCCAGCCCGCCCUCAUCACCCACUCCUACGGGAUGACGCAGCCGCCCACCUUCAGCCCGGCCGCCAACGUCCAGGCCCCUGUCAUCGGCGUCACGCCUUCCCUCCCUCCACACGUCACCCCCCAGCUCCCGCUGAUGCCGGCUCACUACCAGCUCCAGCCGCAGCCCUCCCAGCCCCUCAGCAACAUGGUGGUCAACCUCCAGAGCCAGCCCUUGUACACCAACAGCCAGCCCCUCAGCAUGUCCUCCAUGAGCGGAGUGGGCCCGGUGGCCCACCCGGGCCCCGGGGCGGUGGGCAAUGGCCACCUGGCUUGUCCCAUGCUGCCGCCGCCACCACCAGCUCUGCCCUCAGCCGCCCUGCCGAGCAGCGCGCCCACCACCAACGGGCAGGCGGCCGCCCCGCUGCCCCCCAACACGGCGGGGGGCCCAGACAACACCAACAGGGUGCAGAUGCUGCGGACAAUCGGCGUGGGGAAGUACGAGUUCACGGACCCCUGGCACCCCAAAGAAAUGUUGAAGGAGUUGAACCAGCAACGCAGAGCGAAAGAGUUUACAGACCUGAAAAUUAUUGUUGAAGGCAAAGAGUUUGAAGUCCACCAAAAUGUUCUAGCUUCCUGCAGCUUGUAUUUCAAGGACCUGAUUAAAAGGUCACCGCGAGACAGUAGCAGAAGCGGAGAGAAGCUGGAACUGGCCAUGUCCAACCUCACUGCGGAUGUCCUGGAAUUACUCCUGGAGUUUGUUUAUACAGGUUCUUUGAUCAUAGAUUCAGCCAAUGCAAAAACCCUUCUGGAAGCUGCCAGCAAGUUCCAGUUUCAUACUUUCUGUAAAGUCUGCGUUUCGUUUCUAGAGAAACAGCUGACUGCUAGCAACUGUUUAGGAAUAUUAGCCAUGGCUGAAGCCAUGCAGUGCACUGAACUAUACAACAUGGCCAAAGCAUACGCCCUGCAGAUUUUCCCAGAGGUGGCAAACCAAGAAGAGAUCCUUAAUAUCUCAAAAGACGACUUCAUUUCCUACAUGUCCAACGACAGCUUGAACACCAAAGCAGAGGAGCUGGUGUAUGAAACAGUGAUAAAGUGGAUUAAGAAGGACGCUGCAAUCAGAGCUCAGUACGCCGCGGAGCUGCUGGCGGUAGUGCGCCUCCCCUUCAUCCAUCCCAGCUAUCUGCUAAACGUUGUUGACAACGAGGAGUUGAUAAAGUCUUCAGAGGCCUGCCGGGAUCUGGUGAACGAAGCCAAGCGUUAUCACAUGCUGCCGCACGCCCGACAAGAGAUGCAGACGCCGAGGACCCGGCCCAGGCUCUCUGCAGGUGUAGCUGAGGUGAUAGUCUUAGUUGGGGGUCGUCAGAUGAUUGGCAUGAAUCAACGUGCUUUAACAGCAGUCACGUGCUUAAAUCCUCAAAACAACAAGUGGUACCCCUUGGCCAGCCUCCCCUUCUAUGAUCGAGAGUUUUUCAGCGUGGUCAGCGCUGGAGACAACAUUUAUCUCUCAGGCGGCAUGGAGUCGGGUGUCACGCUCGCCGAUGUCUGGUGUUAUAUGUCCUUGCUCGAUAACUGGAACCUCGUGUCCCGAAUGACAGUCCCCAGGUGUCGACAUAACAGUCUGGUGUACGAUGGGAAAAUAUAUACCAUUGGAGGGGUCGGUGUGGCAGGCAACGUUGACCAUGUGGAAAGGUACGAUACAAUCACCAACCAGUGGGAGACCAUUGCUCCUCUGCCCAAGGCUGUGCAUUCGGCCGCUGCUACCGUUUGUGGUGGGAAGAUCUACGUCUUUGGUGGGGUGAAUGAAGCCGGACGAGCUGCUGGGGUCUUACAGUCCUACAUCCCCCAGACUAAUUCGUGGAGUUUUAUAGAAUCUCCAAUGAUCGAUAACAAAUAUGCUCCUGCAGUCACUCUCAAUGGGUUCAUCUUUAUUCUUGGAGGAGCUUAUGCACGGGCAACCACCAUCUAUGACCCAGAGAAAGGCAAUAUUAAAGCAGGUCCCAACAUGAACCACUCCAGGCAGUUCUGCAGCGCUGUGGUUCUCGACGGAAAAAUUUAUGCCACCGGUGGGAUUGUUAGCAGCGAAGGACCUGCGCUGGGCAACAUGGAAGCCUAUGACCCUAAAACAAAUACCUGGACACUUCUACCAAAUAUGCCAUGCCCUGUUUUUCGACAUGGCUGCGUAGUAAUCAAGAAGUACAUUCAGAGUGGCUGACGCGACCGAGGAGUCGGAUGGAGAACUGUUUGUACCUGUUGAGAGCAGGCAAGGAGAACACUACUACUAAUCACAAAAGCAGCAAAGACAGCCAGUGAACAUAUUGCUCUAAAGUCUUGAAUAGUGUCUACAUUGAAUGUAGAAAAAUCAUCCUCACCUUUUGGUGAACGAGGAGCAGAGAGCUCCGUGCUAUGUAAGAUAUUGUAACAAUACUACAAGUGUGUCACUAGAUGUUAUAGUGGCACUUGUUCUGGACGUCGGCUUUUGGUCAACCCAGGUGCAAUAGAAUUUCACAUAUUUUUUAAGCUGGGGAAGAGAGGAAAAAAAAAUCUGCAUUUUACUUCUAGAGCUCAAGCUUGAUUCUUAAAAUAACCGUGCAGAUUAGUUUUACUAUUACACUUUAGGCAUCAAUCUAUUUAAAAGGUCAAAGUGUCCUUACCACUUUGAUUCCUACAUUUGUUUUUAACAAAUACAUGCUUUUCAAUACCAAUGACUGAGAGAAAUCUUGUGUGACAGAUGGCUUACAUUGAUGUCAGUCUUCCAUCAGAUCAAAUGAAUAUUUCAGUUCUCUAGAGCAGAGCCCAGAAGGGGGGAAGAGGCGGGGGCUGGGGAGAAGAGGAGCCAUUGGUAACACAAUUCCAUGUAAUACGAGGAAAAAAAAGGUCUGUUGGGCUGUAUGAAUUUCUGCUCCCGGCGAUACUUGUGUGGGCACGCACGCAUCUGUUGGUGGCGGGGCUUCUAGCAUUUCCUCCUGGUUCCUGCUGAUGAGCAAACCUGACAGUGCUCGAUCCCUGGAACACGAAAUGAAAACGGUUUCCAAUCCGGAGACAUCCUCCCGAUUGAACGGCACUUCGGUUCUGCGGAUUGGGAUGGUGGCGUUGUGGCAGUGUAGUGUGGGAUUCCCACGUUUUCAACAAGCGGAGGAGCAGAUGCCUCCAGCUGUGGCUACGCACUCAGUUUUGGCUCUCAACCAAAAUUCCUUACAUUGGGACAUACGCCACUAUUGGUUCCUUUUAUGUAAAGUCUGAGAAGAUUUUUUUUUUUAAGUUUCCCCAUAGGUGUGGAAAUCUUACCUUAUUACUUAUUUACAGAUUCUAAACACACAAGUUUAAAUCCCAUGGUAGAAAAAUGCAUAGACUUAAGCCCAGUAUAAGAGACAUAAAAUGAUUACUAUGUAGAGUUGUAAGUAUAUGCACAGCACAGGGGUUAUAUUUUUAUAUAUAUUAAAAUAUUGUCUAUCCAGAGAGCAUUGUGAUGUGGAAAUUCUUUAUAAAUUUAUACAUAAAAGGAUCAAAUGGAAGAUGGAGUGGGAAACACAGAGGGGGCAGGGGAAAGAUUCUUAAAAUUAACAAAUAGGAAGUAACCCCAAGCUAAGGAUUGCCUGAUUUCUUUCCAAGUAGAGGGAAAAAAGUUGCCAUUCUUGCCUUUGCAGACUCCAACUCCAAACACCAUGCCGGUAAUUCAAGCAGGAGGUCCUCAUCAGGGUGUGGGUGAGAUCCUACAGUCAAUAUCUGGUUGAAUUUCAUACCAAAUACGUUCACCUUUUUAUACUGAGGGAGGUCUGCCUACAGCUUUGGGGAAAUCAAUGCAGAUGUUAGCUAAUCAUCUUAUUUUAUUAAUAAUCGUUUAUAAAAUAAAAUUUAAAAAAAUGAAAUUUGUAUCUUGCAGUAGUUAAAGAAAAAAAGUGCUCAAGUCAGCUGAGUCAAGGUCUACGGUGACUCAAGUCUCUCAUUUUGACAGUGAGGUUCCAGCCUUUGUUAUGCAGUUGUUUUAUUUAUUCUUUAGAAAAAUAAUAAGCACAAACAAAAAUUAUAUACUAGUAUGUCAUUUAAAGUAUUUAUGUCAAACAGGGUGCAAGUGUGAACCUAACGAUUGGAGCACAAGUUUCUAACUGCCUGGGGCAGGACUAAUUUUAGUGUUGGUGUGUGUCUGCCUCCAAAGGAGGUGCUACCUGUCAGCAAGACCUAAACACAUUCAACAUUUCCAAUUUAGCUUAUUUCUUCAUUUCUCACACUGGAACAAAACUGGCUAUUUCUGUGAAUAAUAUUAAAAACAGGGUUAUCUGUAAUGGUAUUGUAUAUAGUUUAUGUUUACUGUUAAGUUCUUGUUAUAUUAUAAUAAAUAUAUUUAUAGAUCUA
This is a messenger RNA of Cygnus atratus (black swan), 6659 nucleotides long. It is a transcript of the gene KLHL29, whose product is annotated as kelch like family member 29. The record is from RefSeq and is a predicted model, not a curated record. The transcript is spliced from 24 exons. Gene Ontology annotation, molecular function: protein binding. NCBI's taxonomy places the organism in Eukaryota, Metazoa, Chordata, Aves, Anseriformes, Anatidae. Bases 1714 to 4521 code for a protein of 935 amino acids.